UGAAGAAGAAUUGAAGAAAUUGCGAGAUAAUACAAAGAUUCCCGAUUAUAAAAAGGCUGGGUUAUACGAAGAUUUGAUUGCCCGCUUACGUAAUUAUCGUGAAAGCAUCAAUACGCCUCCACUUAUUCAAGUUGCUGAUCAACCCCGAUUUAUUGUACCAGAUUAUCCGUUACCCGAAGAAUUUCCGGAUUUGUGGUCUAGACUUCCAGAGGUGCGCAGUACUGAGAAGGGUGAAUUGGUACUUAGUGAUCAAGUUAUACCCAACACUAGUGUCAAACAAUUACUAGACUAUGCUUUGAGUAAAAGUUCAAAGAAACCGAACGGCUACGAAGUUUUGGAUACUUUUCUCAAGAGUAAAGGAUUGGACAUUGAGAAAGCCCGCCAAGUCAUCACCAAGACUGAACCUUUGGACGUGAAAAAGGAACCUGUAAAUAAAAAACUUGCUGUAUCUGCUAACCGGCGAAAAAUUGGAUUGAAAAGUACUGUUCGUAAAACACCGGCAGCAUUGAAAAGUAGCUUGAAACAGACAACUGAAACGCCAUUAGUUAAAAGUAGCUUGAAGGAGCCAACCACUGAAACACCAUCAGCUAUCAAGAAAAGUGUAAAUACUAUAGCGUUCAAAACACCCUCUCUUACGGGAAAACGUAAUCGUCGCGCGCCAAACAGAUACUCACCUUAUGGUGGUCCGUUCACCUAUGAAGAUGAGUUCCACACGCCCAAGACGACAUUCCGACCGAGACAAACUGGUGACGGCAGGAAAAGAAUCUACGUUAGACUCUGGCACUAG
Auanema sp. JU1783 is the source of this 787-nucleotide messenger RNA. Lineage: Eukaryota; Metazoa; Nematoda; Chromadorea; Rhabditida; Rhabditidae. The record is from the annotation of a GenBank genome assembly.